Messenger RNA from Miniopterus natalensis, 1556 nucleotides. The record is from RefSeq and is a predicted model, not a curated record. NCBI's taxonomy places the organism in Eukaryota, Metazoa, Chordata, Mammalia, Chiroptera, Miniopteridae.
UUGGCACAUCAUAAGUGCUCAAUAAGUGUUAUUUUAUACUGGCUGGGAAAGUGUCUGUUUUGCUAUAUAAAAUUUAAGAAGAAUAUUAAAAUAUAUUUUUGUUAUUUUAAGGAAAUUCGCAAUGAGUCCCAUGACUAUCCUCAUAGAGUGGCCAAGUUUCCAGAAAACAGAAAUCGAAACAGAUACAGAGAUGUAAGCCCAUAUGAUCACAGUCGUGUUAAACUGCAGAAUGCUGAAAAUGAUUAUAUUAAUGCCAGCUUAGUUGACAUAGAAGAGGCGCAGAGGAGUUACAUCUUAACACAGGGUCCACUUCCUAACACAGGCUGUCAUUUCUGGCUCAUGGUUUGGCAGCAAAAGACGAAAGCAGUUGUCAUGCUAAACCGAGUUGUAGAGAAAGAAUCGGUUAAAUGUGCUCAGUACUGGCCAACAAAAGACGACCGGGAGAUGCUGUUUAAAGAAACAGGAUUCAGUGUGAAGUUCUUGUCAGAAGAUGUGAAGUCAUAUUAUACAGUACAUCUACUGCAAGUAGAAAAUAUCAAUAAUGGUGAAACCAGAACAAUAUCUCACUUUCAUUAUACUACCUGGCCAGAUUUUGGAGUCCCUGAAUCACCAGCUUCAUUUCUCAAUUUUUUAUUUAAAGUGAGAGAAUCUGGUUCCUUGAAUCCUGAGCAUGGGCCUGCAGUGAUCCACUGUAGUGCAGGCAUUGGGCGGUCAGGCACCUUUUCUCUAGUAGAUACCUGUCUUGUUCUGAUGGAAAAAGGAGAUGAUAUUAACAUUAAACAACUAUUACUGAAUAUGAGAAAAUAUAGAAUGGGACUUAUUCAAACACCAGAUCAACUCAGAUUUUCAUAUAUGACUAUAAUAGAAGGAGCAAAAUUUAUAAAGGGGGAUUCAAAUAUACAGAAACGGUGGAAAGAACUUUCUAAAGAAGACUUAUGUCCUGCUUUUGAUCAUUCACCAACGAAAAUAAUGACGGAAAAAUACAAUGGGAACAGGAUAGGGCUAGAAGAAGAAAAACUGACAGGUGACAGAUAUACAGGACUGUCCUCCAGAAUGCAAGAUACUAUGGAGGAGAACAGUGAGAGUGUUCUACGGAAACGAAUUCGAGAAGACAGAAAAGCUAACACGGCUCAGAAGGUGCAGCAGAUGAAACAGAGGCUAAAUGAGACUGAACGAAAAAGAAAAAGGCCAAGAUUGACAGACACCUAAAUAUUCAUGACUUGAGAAUAUUCUGCAGCUAUAAAUUUUGAACCAUUGAUGUGCAAAGCAAGACCUGAAGCCCACUCCGGAAACUAAUGUGAGGCUUGAUAAACCUGUAGAUUGCCUCACAUUUGUCUGUUUACAAAGUAAACUUUACAUCCAGGGAAAGAAGAGCACCACCAGCAGAAGACUUUGCAGAACCCUCUAAUUUGAUGUAUUGUUAAGUUUUUUAAUGUGUGUUUGAGAUGUGGAAAGAUGUCAAAGAAAUAAAUUAGGAGAGACUACUUUGUAUUGUACUGCCAUUCCUACUGUAUUUUUAUACUUUUUGGCAGCAUUAAAUAUUUUUAUUAAAUAGA